Molecule: messenger RNA, 1177 nt
Organism: Salvia splendens (bonfire salvia)
Lineage: Eukaryota; Viridiplantae; Streptophyta; Magnoliopsida; Lamiales; Lamiaceae
Product: NDR1/HIN1-like protein 13
Exons: 2
Coding region: 179-955 (258 amino acids)
Biological process (GO): defense response to other organism
Cellular component (GO): plasma membrane
Source: RefSeq, a predicted model, not a curated record
UCUUAUCUCCUUCCCUCUCUCACACAGUCACACACUAGUCAACACAGUCUCACACUCAAAUCUUCCAUUUAUAUUCUCUUCCAAACCUUUCUUCUCUCCAUCUGUCUCUCUCUAGUUUAUUCUCUCUCCACCUAUACAUACAGCUCAUACAUAUAUUCAUAAUUUAGAGAGAGAAAAGAUGAACGACAAAGUGCAUCCGUCGGCGAAGCCAGCCGCCAACGGCGGCGCUCCGGCGGCGGCGAACGGCGAGGCGAAUCCGGCGUUUCCGGCGAACAAGGCGCAGCUCUACAACUCCAGCCGCCCGGCUUACCGCCCGCCGCCGCCGCCGAAGCGCGGCCACCGCCGCAGCUGCCUCUGCUCGUGCUGCCUCUGGUCGACGAUCGCGAUCCUCCUCAUCCUCCUCCUCGCCGCCAUCGCCGGCGCCGCGAUCUACGUCCUCUACCGCCCCCAGCGCCCCUCCUUCGCUGUGAAUUCGAUCCAGCUCUCCAGAUUCAACCUCACCGACAACUCAAUCACCUCCUCGUUCAACCUCUCCGUCACCGCGCGGAACCCUAACAAAAAAUUGACCUUCUUCUACGACUCAAUUGCCGUCAAAUUCAUCUCCGGAGAUCUCGACAUUGCCGACGGAUCCUUCCCCGGCUUCACUCACGGGAGGAGGAACGUUACGACGCUUAAAAGCGUCGUUUCGAGCUCGAAAAAUCAGAUCGCGGACGGCGCCGACACUACGCAGCUGAAAUCGAGCUUGAAGAAUAGGAGCCUGCCGCUGAAGAUUCAGCUGGACACCAAAGUGAAGGUCAAAAUUGGGGGAAUCAAAACGAAGAAUCUCAGAAUUAGGGUAACCUGCGACGGAAUUAAGAUCUCGAUCCCCAAUGGCAAAACGGCGACGUCGGCGACGACUUCGCACGUCAAAUGCAAGGUCGAUCCAAGGAUUAAGAUCAUCAAAUGGACAGUUUGAGCAGAAUUGCUGCAUAAGGUGGAUUCACGACAGUCGGUGGGUGCAAGCGUCGGUGGAAAUUAAUUUUAUUAAAUUAGUAAAUAAUUUAUGGUUGAAUGUAGGGACAACCCAAUUACCCCAAAACUUUAAAAAAUAAUAGUAGUACCUAUUCUUAUAUGUUUUGUUGACUUUAAUCAAAAGAAUGUGCAUUUGAAAUGAACAACUUCGACACUUAAAUUUUAA